This is a messenger RNA of Acanthosepion pharaonis, 1137 nucleotides long. Lineage: Eukaryota; Metazoa; Mollusca; Cephalopoda; Sepiida; Sepiidae. The record is from the annotation of a GenBank genome assembly.
AUGAUUGUCCGGCGUCUCGUUGUCUCGGAGGACUCAAUAAUGAAGCAUGGCUGGCAGUGUACACCGGCCAAAACCGAACGUAAUAACACCAUUCCGGCCGUUGUGCCUUUCUUCACCAUUCCGGCCGUUGUGCUUUUUUCCACCAUUCCGGCCGUUGUGCCUUUCUUCACCAUUCCGGCCGUUGUGCCUUUUUUCACCACUCUGGCCGUUGUGCCUUUCUUCAUCACUCUGGCCGUUGUGCCUUUCUUCAUCACUCUGGCCGUUGUGUCUUUCUUCAACACUCCUAAUCGCUAUCUUUUCUUACACAGCUAUUUUCUUUCUCUCUUCCUCUUUCUCUCUCACGCACAAUCUCUCUCUCUCUCUCUCUCUCUCUCUCUCUCCCUCCUUAUUCACCUCUUUCUUUCCGUCCUUCUUUAUUUCUUUCUUUUCAUUUCUUUCGGUGUAUUUUCUUAUCUACAAUAUCGUCUUUUAUGUCUCUUGAUUUUGUUUUGUCCUUUCUUCCUCAAUUUACGAUCUUUUCUUUUCUCUCCCACCGACUCUUUGACUAUUUCUUACUUUCCCUCUUCUUUUCCACCCAAUACAAGGCUCAAUACUCUACCUACGGACGUCAACGUGGCCAGCUGUCCAGAGGCGGAUGAUAGCUCAAUGGAUGAGAGUUCAUUUGAGGAUGAGGACCCUGUCAUCCCGCUCAGAAGGAGUGUCCGGCAGAAGAGGCCUGCCCCGAGUUGCACGGUGUGCGAUCAUGACAGCGAGACACGGGAUGAAUCUGGAAAUCUGCCACCUCGGAGCAAACGAGUUCGCGCAUGUGUGGUUAUCCCAAUAUGUCAAGCGUGCAAGUUUAAUUUUCUUCCUUCGGGUGUUUUAAUUUUCUUCUCUCUUAUUUUUUUCUUCUUAUUUGUAGAUCUUAUCUUUUCAUUCUUUUGGGUGUCUUUCUUUUCUUCUUCUUUUCAGAGCUUACCAUUUCAUUUUUUUUUAGCUGUCUUCUUUCUUGGCCCGCCCGCUUAUUUUCAUAUUCUGCAUUAUUUUCUAUUUAAGUCUUCUUCUUUCUCACCUCAAACGUUUUAUUCGUUUUCAUUCAUUCCUCGAUUUCAAAUUUAUACCUUCUUUUUCUUUCCUUCACAUUAUAACUUAACCUAA